AUGGGGCUCUGCCAAUCAUGCCUCGGAGGGCGGCAGAAGGAUGUGUACGAUGAGACUGAAGAGAAUCGCCUGCUGUACGACGAUGGAAACGGCAUGCAGUACGGCAGCUUCGGCGACGGCGCGCUCAACGGAGAAGGCGAUAAUGCCGAGGCGCAGCGAGAGAAUGAGGCUCUGCAGCGAGUAGUUGCCAAGACAUCCAACAACAUGGUCGACAUAUUCGAGAUCGCUCCCCAAGACUCCACCGGCCGCAAAGCCACAACAACGCUCUUCGCCUACGCUGGCCAAGGUGCCCGUGUCGCUCGUUACCACCACCUUGUAUCGAAACUUAGCACGCAGGAGGACAGUCCGCCAGCCGACAUCAAAGUCGACUGGCUUGCCGACGAAGAUACGACCGAGAUACAUGGCAACCGUCCGGCCAGCUCCAGAUCGAUCGGAGAAGACGAUGCAGCCCUUGUUGGGACCUUUGCAGAUGCGGCCGCGGCCAUGAAAUAA
This is a messenger RNA of Trichoderma citrinoviride, 492 nucleotides long. RefSeq lists its product as hypothetical. The record is from RefSeq and is a predicted model, not a curated record. Gene Ontology annotation, biological process: cellular response to amino acid stimulus; endosomal transport; regulation of receptor recycling. The transcript is spliced from 3 exons. The coding region runs from base 1 to 492 and encodes 163 amino acids. Gene Ontology annotation, cellular component: Ragulator complex; membrane raft; late endosome membrane. Lineage: Eukaryota; Fungi; Ascomycota; Sordariomycetes; Hypocreales; Hypocreaceae.